AUGAUACCUAUUGCUAUUUUAACGAAAAUGACUGGACAACUGCCAUUUUGUGACUAUAAUUAUGGAAAAUGGGAAGUUCCAAUCCCUAAAGUUCGUGCAUUAUCUGAUGCGGAGGCUUUUAAAAUUGUUAGAACUGGCAAGUCAAAGCGAAAAGCUUGGAAAAGGAUGGUCACCAAAAUGUGCUUUGUUGGAGACACUUUCACAAGAAAACCGCCAAAGUUUGAAAGGUUUAUUCGCCCGAUGGGCCUUCGAGUCAAAAAAGCCAAUGUCACUCAUCCUGAACUUAAAACAACGUUUUACUUGCCAAUUAUCGGUGUGAAGAAGAAUCCCAGCUCACCUACGUACACCUCUUUGGGUGUAAUAACUAAGGGCACUAUUAUCGAAGAUUCUGGCCUUUGCUCUGACACUUAG
Molecule: messenger RNA, 411 nt
Organism: Protopolystoma xenopodis
Lineage: Eukaryota; Metazoa; Platyhelminthes; Monogenea; Polystomatidea; Polystomatidae
Source: the annotation of a GenBank genome assembly